Molecule: messenger RNA, 1320 nt
Organism: Candidula unifasciata
Lineage: Eukaryota; Metazoa; Mollusca; Gastropoda; Stylommatophora; Geomitridae
Source: the annotation of a GenBank genome assembly
AUGGCCUCGGAAGAGAGACUGCCUUUACUGGAGGAUGACGAAUCUCUAGAUUUGCCCCGGUAUACGCCAAAGAGUUUGGUGCCACAGUCUCUUGGGCCGUACCCAGAUGGACAGCCAGAACGACUGCCCAUAAGUGGCGGAAGCAGCGUGCUAACACUGUUGGAACAAGAUUCAGUUGUCGCGCUGUUUGUCGUAGCAUUUGACACCCGUUCGGGCAACAUUAUUGAGUGGUGUUUGCCAGAGGAGACUGAUCUUGAUGGUGUGGAGUUUAAAGCAAUGACCAGUGGCUCUCACACACUCAACAGUGACUUUGUAUAUUUUCGUAAAGACAACUUGUUUGGGCUGGCCUGUUUUGAAAACAUGCGGGUAGACAGUGAGAUAGAAAGAGGAGCGCGAAUGAAGUCAGUGGGUAUUUUGUCCCUUUCAUAUACAACCUUAUAUCGUCACAUGCAAUUUCUGGAGACUCAAGUAAGACAUCAGUUAGAAACUCCAGGAAACUAUUCUCAACUGCUUGCAUUUUAUAAUGACCGGAGGGGAAUCCUGCCUUCUGAUGGAACAUCCGAUACACUAAAGGCAUCGUCUCCGAGAUCCACACCUUCUACUCCUAGUCGAGAUUUGCUCCCCGAGAUGAGGAUAACUCACCCAGCUGGGUGCUUCAGUCAGUUUAUCAAGUUCUUUGGAGAACAGAUCUUUGUCUUGUGGAAGUUUGCAUUAUUGCAGCGGAGAAUAAUCUUCUUCUCACCUCCACCAAUAGGAGUGGUAUGUUACAGAGUUUACUGUGCUUGCUGCUUGGCAAAUCAUUCAAUACCUGGGCUGAACAGUAUAGAGUUGAGGCCUCACUUCUAUGUUAAUGUGGCAGACAUUGAAGCUUUGGAAAGUGAAGUUGCUUAUGUUGCUUGUACUACAGAAAAAAUCUUUGAAUCAAAGACCCACCUGUAUGAUAUUUAUGUGGAUAAUCAGAUCGUCAAGGCUGGGUCUCCAGCUAUGAAAGAUUUGUUGAAAGUUACUGAGGGUGACAAGGAAAGGCUUGUAAAACUCAGCAACCUCAGAACUGCUCACAAAUUCUCCACUGAAGAACUUGGACAAGAAACUUACACAAAUGAAGAAGAAAUCAUAACUAGCUUUUUCACUGAGAUGAACGAGCGUUUAUUCCAAACCCUGCUGGACAUCUCCCAGUCACAGGAUCGCCAGUUGACCUCAGAUCAUAUGAAGAGCAUAGGGUUAGACCCAACAGGCGAUCGGGUGUUCCUGAUGGAGCUGGUGGAACACUACGGCAUUGAUGUUGUCUUGAUGGUGGACAAUCCCUGCUGCCCAAAAUAA